AUGGGAUUGUCCGCGAGUCCCUUUAGCUUUCAAGACCAGUUGGCAUUCUAUGGUGCUUAUCACAUCAACAGGGUGAAUGUCGCUAUUCACAUGGUGUGUGUACCAUUAAUCUGGAUCACAUGGUUGGCUAUGGUGCUGUACUUUGAUCCAUCUUUGACUGGACUGGCAUAUAAGCUACCGUUAUCCAUGGCGGAACCUUUGUUGAAUGUAUGCCAUUCGCUGAAGGAUGCGGUUCCGACAUGGAUUUACCCGCACAUGAAUGUUGCCUCUAGCAUUGCUGCAGCAUACUUGAUCUAUUACUUUAUCUUGGAUGUUAUGUCAGCACUUCUCAUUACACCGCUAUGGGUCUCAUACUACUUAGUCGCCUGGUAUGUUGCACAGCAAUCAGAGACAUCGAUUAUGCCUGUGUUUGGUGUCUUCAUGUUUAGUUGGGUGGCGCAGUUUUAUGGGCACGGCAUACAUGAGGGACGUGCGCCUGCCCUGCUGGACAAUCUGCUUGGUGCCGUUGUAUUAGCGCCACUGUUUGUAUUUGUCGAAACCCUGUUUAUGGUGGGCUAUCGGCCGGAGCUACAGCGUUGGCUCAAGAAUGAAACGGCUCGACUACUUGUCCAGUUCCGUUCCACACACCCAGUCAAAUCAAAGGCACAGUAA
Molecule: messenger RNA, 651 nt
Organism: Malassezia globosa CBS 7966
Lineage: Eukaryota; Fungi; Basidiomycota; Malasseziomycetes; Malasseziales; Malasseziaceae
Exons: 1
Coding region: 1-651 (216 amino acids)
Biological process (GO): sphingoid catabolic process
Cellular component (GO): endoplasmic reticulum
Source: RefSeq, a predicted model, not a curated record